Messenger RNA from Enterobius vermicularis (human pinworm), 1080 nucleotides. Lineage: Eukaryota; Metazoa; Nematoda; Chromadorea; Rhabditida; Oxyuridae. The record is from the annotation of a GenBank genome assembly.
AUGGUAAUAACCGAAGAUAAUAUAAUCGGGUUUGUUCCUUCAAAUUACGUACGGAAAGAGUCGUUUGUAGAGAAGGCAAAAGGUACGAUAAAAGGUUUGGGUAAACCAAAUAAAUCGAAAUCUAAAUUACAAGAUUACCCACAGGGUUCUUACAACGCUUCCUUCUCAGAGCCUUCUUCAGCUCGCCCAGCUUUGGCUGCUGUGUCGAGUAACGGUACAUUUGAAAACGGUUUUGAUAGGAAAGUAAAAUCUGAUUUUUUGAUGACUGCAGUUGCCAAAUAUUCUUAUGAACCACAAAGGGAAGAUGAACUGCGGUUAACGAAGGGUGAUGUUGUUGAUGUUUUAGAAAAAAGUUCCGACGGGUGGUGGAAAGGCGUGUGUCAUGGCAAGACUGGGUGGUUUCCUUCAAAUUAUGUUGAUGAAUCUCCUCCUGCAACUUUUGCAUCGCCUAAGCAAAGCUUUGACAACGGAGCUAUUGUAAAAACGGCGAAAUGUAAUUUAAGUAUUCCCUCCUCAGCGCCAAAAGUAAUGGAAAUUGUUAUUGCACUUUAUGCUUUUGAUGCUCAGAGUCCAGAAGAAUUAUCUUUUCGGAAAGGCGAGAAACUUGAAAUCAUAGAACAUCCAGCACAUGAUCCAGAAUGGUGGAAAGCUAGGAAUGGGAAAGGCUGUGUUGGUCUGGUUCCUACUAAUUAUAUUGAAAUUGUUGAGGCUGGUGAAGAGAAGGCUGCCGCUCCCCCUUCAAGUGAGGAAGUGUUAGGUCCUGCUGCUAAUGAGCCUUAUUAUUAUGGCAAAAUAACGCGAAGUGAUGCGGACACUCAGUUGAAUGAUCGAGGCGAGGAAGGUGAUUUCUUGCUUAGAGAUAGCGAAAGUAAUGUUGGCGAAUUCUCGAUCUCGCUGAAAUCAAAAGAGCGAAACAAGCAUUUUUUGAUUAAAGUGGACCAGGCAGAGAAAAGUUUCAAAAUUGGAUCGCGUACGUUCCAAACAAUGGAUGCGCUUAUUAAACACUAUACGUCUAAUCCGAUCUACACGAACGAGCCGACCAAUGAACGCCUUUUCCUUACUCGAGCAUUGCCAAAAUAA